AUGACCGCUAGUGAAAGAAAGGGAGGUAAAGGACUCGGCAAAGGAGGCGCAAAGCGUCACCGUAAGGUGCUUCGUGAUAACAUCCAGGGCAUCACUAAGCCAGCUAUCCGCCGCCUGGCUCGCCGUGGUGGUGUGAAGCGUAUUUCUGGUUUGAUCUACGAGGAGACCCGUGGCGUGUUGAAGGUGUUUCUGGAGAACGUCAUCCGCGACGCCGUCACCUACACCGAGCACGCCAAGAGAAAGACCGUCACCGCCAUGGAUGUGGUGUACGCUCUCAAGAGACAGGGCCGCACUCUGUACGGCUUUGGUGGUUAAGCUUACUGCACUGACAACAACAAC
Molecule: messenger RNA, 339 nt
Organism: Maylandia zebra (zebra mbuna)
Lineage: Eukaryota; Metazoa; Chordata; Actinopteri; Cichliformes; Cichlidae
Product: histone H4-like
Cellular component (GO): nucleosome
Molecular function (GO): structural constituent of chromatin; DNA binding; protein heterodimerization activity
Source: RefSeq, a predicted model, not a curated record